This is a messenger RNA of Durotheca rogersii, 3258 nucleotides long. Its product is annotated as acetyl-CoA synthetase-like protein. NCBI's taxonomy places the organism in Eukaryota, Fungi, Ascomycota, Sordariomycetes, Xylariales, Xylariaceae. The record is from RefSeq and is a predicted model, not a curated record. Bases 196 to 2787 code for a protein of 863 amino acids. The transcript has 2 exons. Gene Ontology annotation, biological process: fatty acid metabolic process. Gene Ontology annotation, molecular function: medium-chain fatty acid-CoA ligase activity.
UCCGCUCUCUCCUCCCCCUGCUCGCCAGUGUCUUGGUAUUUCAAAUACCUACCCCCGUUUUUCCCCCAGUCCCUCCGCUUCCGUCUCCUGCCUAUUCAGAAGGGGUCGUGCGUGGGGCAGAAGUGUCGAGGCGAGGCGGUUGUGGCAUCCAGGUAUUAGCCAGCUAGUUUUACCGCCGACCUGUCUAACCCAGUGAUGCGAUUGCGUGGCAGUGGCCUCCGUCAGAUUGUUAAGGCUACCUCGUCAUCGUCCUCCUUCUCGUCGUCUUCGGCUUCGUCCCAGCGCCUCGCCGCUGGAACCAGAUCUGCUGUCUCGGUUGGCCGUUUUUGGGUCCCCUGCCGUACCACCGCAGCGCGUCCUGCCACUGCUAUAUAUUCCACUAUCGCCCCAGCGCACCGCUCGUCCUCAACACUCCGCCCGCCCAUCCCUCCCUUCGGCACAUAUUGCCCACAUCACUUCAGGAUGGCUUCCACUCUGACCCUCCCCAAGCUGCCCAUCUUCGACGCCAUAGCGAGUCAUAACCCGCAAUCCACUGCCGUCGUCCACUGCCUCUCCCGCCGCACAUUCAAGUACGGCGAGAUCCUGCCAGAUGUGUCCCGUGUCCGUGACCGCAUACUUGCCGCCGCAGGCAAGUCGGAUAUCCGAGGGGCGCGGGUGGCGUUCCUGGUAGAGAACAGCUACGACUAUGUUGUCACAUUCCUUGCCGUUCUAGCCGCACACGCUAUCGCCCUACCUUUAUCACCACCUUUUCCAGCACCCGAGCUGCAAUAUAUUCUAUCGCAAUCCCAAGCCUCGCUCUUGUUGCACUCGCCAAAGUACACCGCCAAAGUCGACGAGGUCCUCACUACGCGAUCCCCGGAGCUCGAUGUCCAGCCCUCGCCGACGCCCGUGGAGCUGCCGAAGCACCUCGGCGCCAUCUCGGAGACAUUCGAGUCCGUGACGCUCCUAGAGGAUGACAAUGCCGAGGGCGCCGGCAUGAUGCUUUACACAUCCGGCACGACCAACAGGCCGAAGGGCGUACUGCUGCCCGAGAGUGCACUUACAGCUCAGGCCCGCGCCCUGAUUGAGGCUUGGAAAUACUCACCGUCGGAUCGCCUCCUUCACGUGCUUCCCCUUCAUCACAUCCACGGCACCGUGAACGCCCUCCUGACGCCCCUCUUUGCCGGUAGCAGCAUCGAAUUCCUAUUCCCUUUCAAUGCUGACACCGUGUGGCGUCGUUUUGCCACUCCCUUCUUGGACUCGCCCCAGGUCGCUGCGGCGCCCACCAAGGCCAGCGAUAUUGCUCAGCCUGUUGUCAAGGCAAACGGUGUUUCCCACCCGUUAAAAAUAAACGGCAUCGCUAAGCUUAAUGGCAUCAACGGCUUCGAUGUUCCGAAGCCUCCGGCUGUGAACACCAACGGCUUCCAUGUCCCAGCCCCAGAAUCCAACGGUACCACCACCCCCAUCACAGAGGUGACUGGCGCCUCCACCCCCGCUGUGGAGCUCAACGGCUUCGGCCAGCCUCUCUCUCUGCAGAUCAGCCGUCUAGCGACUGUGAUCAGCCAGCUCUCGGCCGAGGUGAACAAUCUAGCCACUAAAAUCAACCAGCCGGUCGUGCUCGCGAACCCCAUCAAUACCUCCACCGCGCAGCAGACUAACGGCGCCGCGCACGAGCCGGCCAUCACCUCUACCGGCUUCAGCUCGCCCGUCGUGUCGACGAGCGGCGUCAACACCCCGGCUGUGGAGACGGCAGCGGUGGCUACAAAGCUGCCCGAGCCGGCCAAGCCGACCGCCAACCAGGGCAACGAGGACAAGUACAAGAACAUGUCGCGCGUGAAGAUCACUUUCUUUACGGUCGUGCCCACGGUGUACACGCGCCUCCUCUCAACGCACAAGGCGCUGCCGCCGAACGUGGCUGAGGCCGGCCGCGUCGGCAUCAGCCCGGAGCACAUGCGCGUGUCGAUCUCGGGGUCGGCGGCGCUCCCGACGCCCGUGAAGCGAGCGUGGAAGGACCUCAGCCGCGGGAACGUGCUGCUCGAGCGGUACGGCAUGACCGAGGUCGGCAUGGCGCUAUCGUGCGGUCUCGACUUUGGCGACCGCGUCGACGGGAGCGUGGGCUGGCCGCUGCCCGGGGUCGAGGCGCGGCUUGUGGAUACGGAGACGGGGGAAGUGAUCGAGGACGACCUUUCGCCGGCGGGGGAAGGCGAGGGGGAGGCGGAAGGCGGAGCCUCCCCGGACAGCCGCAAGGAGCGCUCGGGCGAGAUCCAGCUGCGCGGGGCAAACGUAUUCCGCGAGUACUGGGCGAACCCGACGGCGACGGCGAAGGAGUUCGUGGCGGCGGAGGACGGGCGGGGGCCGUGGUUCAAGACGGGAGACGUGGCGGUGCGGCGGACGGUGGCGGGGGCGGGGCGGCCGGGGAGCGGGCCGUGGGCGCGGGGGCCGAUGUACUUCAUCCUGGGGCGGCAGAGCGCGGACAUCAUCAAGUCGGGGGGGGAGAAGGUGUCGGCGCUGGAGGUGGAGCGGGAGCUGCUGUCGCUGGAGGAAGUGGCAGAGGCGGCGGUGGUGGCGGUGCCGUCGGGCAAGUGGGGGCAGAAGGUGGGCGCGGUGCUGAUCCACGCGCCGGGGUUCGCGCCGCCCUGGCGGCCGCUCGAGAUGCGGCGCGCGCUCAAGGGCCGCCUCGCCAACUACAAGAUCCCGCAGGUGCUGCGCGUCGUCGACCACAUCCCGCGCAACGCGAUGGGCAAGAUCAACAAGAAGGAGCUGCUGCGCAAGGUGUUCACCGACGACUUCAGCGGCGACGAGAUGUGAUGCGGGAGAAGGUGCGUCGAACUCUUGGGCGGGUGAGUUUUUUUUCUUCUUCUUUUCUCUCUCGCCGCUCGGACGAAGGGAGCUAGCUAGCUAGCUAGCUGAGACGGGGAGUGCGGGGCCCUGGUUGAGGGGAAGACGUGGGGGGAGAGGGACGGAGGGAUGAAUGGAUGGAUGGAUGGAUGUAUAUAAAGGGUAUAUCAGGACGAAGGACCCCGACGCGUGCGGGACGUUGAUUUGACCGGCCUGUCUCGCCUACUACUAUACACUCGACGUUGUCGCGAUGGCAGGCCGCGAGACGAGGAACGAGCGGCCACGGGAGAGCGUGUGUCGAUUUUACAUGGCCUAGGAGGGGCUCGGAAUAGCUGCUGCUGCUACGCUACUACUACUAUACUACUACAACAAUAACAAUUACUAUACUACUACCACUCUCUCCCCUCCCGGCGCCUUCUCCUGCGUUCUCUUUGCGCUACU